AGCCAGGCAGCUCCUCAGCCCUGCGUGGCCACUUCCAGCCCCGAGCGGUACCGGCCGGCACACGGGCAGUGACCUCCAAAGGCCCUGAUUUUUUUAUUACGAUGGAACAAACUUCACAGGAGGCUUUUGAGUGGGCAGGCGAUAUUAUUGAAUCUGUCCGGCAGCAGCCCCCUCCUCCGAGACUCAUGUCCACUGGGGAAAAAUCUCUUCAUGAAAAACUGUACGACAUUUAUGUUGAGGAAUGUGAAAAAGAGACAGAGGCAGGAGGCCUUCAAAGCAAUGUCAACUUGCUAGAGAAGCUUCUGAGAAGAGAGGCGUUGCCAUGUUUAGUGGUCAACCUGUAUCCAGGAAAUCGGGGCUAUUCUCUCAUGCUGAAGGACAAAAGUGGGUCGUUUUCAGAGACCUUUCAGUUGCCUUAUGAAGUAGAGAAACUGCUUGAAUACUUGGAUGCUGAAGAGUUACCUUCUUUUCUGAUUGAUGUCCUGGAAAAGUCUCCUGUGAAUGUUUUUCACCAUGGGUGUGUCAUAGCAGAAAUCCGAGACUACAGGCCAUGUAGUGGCAUCCACCCUCCUGGGGAGCUUGGUGCAGAGCCUGCUGUGUCAUCUGAUGUGUCCUUUCCUGCGUCAGCUCCUGCUUACCAAACUCGGCAUAUUCUCUUACGUCCCACGAUGCAGAGUCUAGUAAGCGAUGUAGAGUCCAUUACAAGUGAUAACCGUCAGUGGACUGAGGAAGAAAAACUUGAGCUUGAGAGCCAACUGAUUUUAGCUACAGAUGAGCCACUGUGUCUGGAUCCCUCUGUUGAUGUUGCCUGCACAGCCAACAGACUGCUGUUUAGUGAGCAGAAGAUGAACACUGACCCCGUGAAACAAUGCUUCAAGAGGCCUGCAUCCCCCUCUCUGGAUCAACAGGAGGUGUCAUCUGGGUGUGCAUGUCCCACUGACCUUAGAACAAUGACUCCUUUCAGAAAACAGGCAAAAAUAGAGCCAGAUGAUCCAUAUGACCUGACAAUUACUGAAACAGAUUCAUGGAUGCAGGAACCCUGUGAACUGACCAUGCCUUCAGAGAUGGAUAUGCAGACAUAUAUUAACGAGGUUCCAUCUCUGCUCUUAGAUGAUGAAGAACCAAGUGUCCUUGAAGUUCCUGAGGACCCAUGCCUCAAAGGUUGAGGCAGAGCAGGUAGUCUUGUGUCUAAGAAUCAAAGGAGACAACCUGGGCCCACCAGGCUGUGUUUUAGCAAGAUCACUGCAAUUCCGGUGAAUGUUUGUGAAGCAGGGCUUGAAGGCGCCGCCUGGCUAACUUUCCGUCUGCUCUUAUCCCGUACUGCCACCUAUUGGGCAACCUCGUUCACAUGCUACCAGAUAGAUGAAACCUAUUCAAAACAAAGGGAAGCUAA
Molecule: messenger RNA, 1393 nt
Organism: Grammomys surdaster
Lineage: Eukaryota; Metazoa; Chordata; Mammalia; Rodentia; Muridae
Product: transcription factor SPT20 homolog
Exons: 4
Coding region: 102-1166 (354 amino acids)
Biological process (GO): regulation of transcription by RNA polymerase II
Cellular component (GO): SAGA complex
Molecular function (GO): transcription coregulator activity
Source: RefSeq, a predicted model, not a curated record